This is a messenger RNA of Schistocerca americana (American grasshopper), 1811 nucleotides long. RefSeq lists its product as uncharacterized. The record is from RefSeq and is a predicted model, not a curated record. Bases 55 to 1233 code for a protein of 392 amino acids. Lineage: Eukaryota; Metazoa; Arthropoda; Insecta; Orthoptera; Acrididae. The transcript is spliced from 13 exons.
UCCCCCACGUUCGCCGUCGAUUCCAACACCCCUGACGCCACCGCCGCCCCCGAUAUGACGAUAGUCGACGACGUGUUCGCCGACCCCGGCGACGGCGUCUUCGCGACCGCCGUCGACCGAUCUUCCACCACGCCAGACUCUACCACCACUGGCAAUGUCGAGGCUGCUCUUCCAUCGGCAAUUGUCGCCGCCUCCAAUAGGACGGACAGGGUGCUCAACUUCUUUCCGGUGCCCGUAGACGACGAGUGCCUCUCGGACGACGGACGCCGCUCAGGGGUGUGCCUCAACACGUACGAAUGCCGCAUCCAGGGCGGCGCCUCCCACGGCCCAUGUGCUCUCGGCUUUGGCGUCUGCUGUGUCUUCACUGCGACUUGCGGCCAGGAGAUUUUCAACAACGUGACGUACUUCGUGAACCCGCACUUCCCAGGCCUGUCGUCGUCUUCUUCCACGUGUACAAUCACCAUCAAGAAGGUGGUACCCAACGUCAGUCAGCUGCGGCUCGACUUCGUACACUUCAGCAUGGGCCAGCCAAACCGGCGCACUGGCGUGUGUGACUCCGACGUGUUCCUCAUGUCUGCAGGACCAGCGAGGCAGCUCACGCUAUGCGGCCAGAACAGUGGACAACACAUGUACUUUGACGUGGACAGCGUGAGAGACCCAAUCAGUAUUACUAUGAAUUUGAGCAGAAGCGACCUGAGCCGAAUAUGGGAAAUUAAGGUGUCCCAGAUUGUUUUCAACCAGAGGGCUCCAGCUGGAUGUUUGCAGUACCACCAGGGAGAAACUGGUAUUAUACGAACAAUGAACUUUGCUGACAAUGGAAGACAUUUAGCCAAUCAGGAUUACCUGAUUUGUGUCAGGCAGGAAUCAGGUAUGUGCUCCAUAGCCUAUGAGCCAUGUGAUGAGAACUCAUUCAGGAUUGGACCACCAGAAAACCAGGCAGAUGAAGGCUCUGGAGGUGGGGAUGCAAGAGAAUGUGAUGAUCGCAUUGUGAUGCCAUGUGAUUCAGAAGACUUCAUUAUGCCAAAACAAAAUGGUGGAGGAAUGGGUGGAGUAUGUGACUUACUUCAUUGUGGCAGCUCCUUCUGCAGCCCUGGGGAGGUACCAUGCAGAGUAGAGAGUAGCACAACACCAUUCAACAUCCGUGUGCAGUUUGGUCCUGGAAAAGAGAAUGAGUCCCCGGAUGACAACAUUGGGAUGUGCCUGAGAUAUGAGCAGCUUCCUUGUACGUCAUAAUCCAUAUGGCACUUGCUAGUCAGCUUUGUGUACACAAUACAACUGUUUGUUUCAGGUUCCAGAUAGUGUGUUAUAUGGAUCAUCAGUGUCCAUCCACCAGAGGAAUUUCCGUAACUUUUGUAGGAUAAUUUUUAAAGCACUACUCACUUGUUUUGACUACUAGUAAGUUAUUCCUGAAAUUUGUAAUAUGCUGAGGAUGCUGUGUAAUAGGGAAAGGUGAAACCUAUUGAACACUCAUACUGUUUUAUUGCUUUUAAUGUAAGUGAGAUUCCUUUAAGAUCCUCUUGUAUAUGUUUCAACAUUCAGCUGUGAUGUGUGUGUGUGUGUGUGUGUGUGUGUGUGUGUUUUUGUGUGUGUACGUAUAUGAAGUAUUUUUUCUAUGCAUUUGUGUGUAUUUAUUGAAUCAUUUGCUGUUUGAAUGUGUGACUGUUGCUACAGUAUUGUGCCAAAUUUAAUGUAUUUCUCAAAAGAACUCUCAGUUGUUUUCAAAACAGGAAGUUUCAACACCCAAAUGUGUACUAACUUACUAUGCAACAAACCUAAGCAAACUAUUAUAUUUCCUUUGUAUGUUUCUCAUG